GCGCCCUCCCCGCCAGCACGGGGCGGCGCCCCCUCCCCUCGCGCCGCGGGCCUCCCCGCGACGUGCACGUCCCCGUCCCGCGCCUCCGCCCCCUCGCUCGCUCGUUCCUUCCCGCCCUCCCUGCCGCGCCGGCCGCGCCGGCUUCCCCUCGGUCUCUCAUGAAUAUUGAGCGGCCCCUGUUGUAUUUCCCGAGCUCCAUUGCGGAAGCCGAGGCUCGCCAUAUUGUGCGGCGGCGCCGGCAGCCGCGGCGGCUUGUACCUGAGUCUCGGUCUGGCCGCGGCCAGCGGAGUCCCGGGCUGGGGCAGGAGCCGGUCUCGUUUCCAGUUUGGGUUAACCAGUGAUAAUUUACCAGUGUAGCCUCCUGAAAUACUUUUUUUCUCAGAAGUCUCCAUAACUUUUGAACAGUGGCAACAGAUAUUUUGCAAAGCUGCCUACAAACAUUGGAAAAACUGCUAGGGGAAACUAUUCUUCACAGCUUUCAAGAGGAGUCAGCCUGGUUGGUGACAGUUGUAUUGCUUUUGCAAAGGAAAAGGAGGAGACGUGUGCCUGAUGCUUACUUUCAUAUUCCAUAACCUCAUUAAGGAAUUUCAAUGUCUCAGGCUGUGCAGGCAAACGGAACUCAACCAUUAAGCAAAACAUGGGAACUCAGUUUAUAUGAAUUACAACGAACACCUCAGGAGGCAAUAACGGAUGGCUUGGAAAUUGUGGUUUCACCUCGAAGUCUACACAGUGAAUUAAUGUGCCCAAUUUGUUUGGAUAUGUUGAAGAACACCAUGACUACAAAGGAGUGUUUACAUCGUUUUUGUGCAGACUGCAUUAUCACAGCCCUCAGAAGUGGCAAUAAAGAAUGUCCUACCUGUCGGAAAAAGCUAGUUUCUAAAAGAUCACUCAGGCCAGACCCAAACUUUGAUGCACUCAUCAGCAAAAUUUAUCCAAGUCGUGAUGAGUAUGAAGCUCAUCAAGAGAGAGUAUUAGCCAGGAUCAACAAGCACAAUAAUCAGCAAGCACUCAGUCACAGCAUUGAGGAAGGACUGAAGAUACAGGCCAUGAACAGAUUACAGCGAGGCAAGAAACAACAGAUUGAAAAUGGUAGUGGAGCAGAAGACAAUGGUGACAGUUCUCACUGUAGUAAUGCUUCCACACACAGUAAUCAGGAAGCAGGACCUAGUAACAAACGGACCAAAACAUCUGAUGAUUCCGGGCUUGAGCUUGAUAAUAACAAUGCAACAGUGGCAAUUGAUCCAGUAAUGGAUGGUGCUAGUGAAAUUGAAUUAGUAUUCAGGCCUCAUCCCACACUAAUGGAAAAAGAUGAUAGUGCACAGACAAGAUACAUAAAGACUUCAGGUAAUGCCACUGUUGAUCACUUAUCCAAGUAUCUGGCUGUGAGGUUAGCUUUGGAAGAACUUCGAAGCAAAGGAGAAUCAAAUCAGAUGAACCUUGAUACAGCCAGUGAGAAGCAGUAUACCAUUUACAUAGCAACAGCCAGUGGGCAGUUCACUGUAUUAAAUGGCUCUUUUUCUUUGGAAUUGGUCAGUGAGAAAUACUGGAAAGUGAACAAACCCAUGGAACUUUAUUAUGCACCCACAAAGGAGCACAAAUGAGCUUUUUACUAAAACCAAGUCUGAGAAUGAACUUUUUUUAUAGCCUAUUUCUUUAAUAUUAAAGAUGUAACGUCUUUACUUUUAUGGACAGAAUCUUGGAUAUGUUGUUCAGUUUUCUUUCUGAGCCAGACUCGUUUACACUGUUAGAAUCUUUUCCCCUUAAUUUAAGAUUUCCUUUUUGGAAGGGACUGCAGUUAUUCAGGACCUUUUCUUUCCUUUAAAAGUAUAUCUAAGUUGUAUGUUUCCAGGAAGUAUGGUUCCAGUUGGAGCACCCUUGUGACCCAGGAAUUUUUCAUAGUUCUGUGUUCUUAAGGUUCAGUUGGCUAUCCUUUUCCCUCCCUUCAAAAGUUUUUUAGGCCUACAGAAUGUUAAAUAAUAUGUAUUUUGACUUUUUUUCCUGGAGUCUUGUAUAUUUAUAGUUUUCUAUAUAAGCUGUAGUAUCUUCAUGAAGACCAAGGCUCAAAUUUACUGUGCUUAAAAAACAAUUCUCAUAGGAUUAUUAUUUUCAUGGUAUUUUCUUCCAUAAUACUCAUUUUUUUAAAAAAGGUUCUUUAUGAACUUAGUGUCCAUUGUCAUGCAAUGUUAUUUUUUUCCAUUUUUUCCCCUCUAAUUUUGGAAUUUCUGAUCCUGGGAAAGAGAAACAAAAUGUCAAGUUCUAUGAGAACUUGGUUCAUUUACAGAUUUCACUGAAGAAAGAAAAAUUGGUCUUACAUAGUCUUCAAGUGUAUAUUUAAAGAGGUCUUUUGUAUUAGCUUUACUGUCACUUCAGUUCCUUUAUUAUGUGUGUUUGAUGUUUUUUCCUAUUAAAAUACCAGAGAUAUGGAGAUAUUUUGCACUUUAGCCUUGAUGAAAAGUACAAGAUAUGUUCAAAGAUUCCCUGAUUCUUUUCUUAUUCGUAGCCACGUAAGUUUCAAGAAUAACAUGGCACAUAGAACUAACAACUGGAAAAAAAAGUUUGCUUCUGUUUGAAAAGUGUGUUCAGCAUUUUGGGUGGCCCUAUCAGUUUAUCAGUUUGGUGUUCUGCUAAUCACACUCUAGAGAAGCAAGUUAAUGGAGCUUGAGCCCUGCCCUAGUAAAAGAUUAUUCUGUAGAAGAAUGUCAGCAAGUAGGGUAAAGUCAUUUUAUUAUUCUUAAUUUAGUUUUAUAUUGAGGGACAGUGUUGGGCUUUGGGAGCCAGAAGGCCUUAUGAAGACAGAUCAGAAAUAAGAUUGACUUGUGUGUUUCUUUUCAUCACUGUCCUGAUUCCAGGUAUGUUUCCAAGUUUAUAAUUAUCACACUAUUUACAAAGACUCGAUUGCAUUGAGAAAUUAACCCCAAAGGGUUUUUGUUUUUUUUUCCAGGGGUGAGUAGUCCUCCAGUACCAUUGUAACUAAGUAACUGUCUAGUCAUUGUAAAUAUUUUCUGUCGUUUUUGACAGAUUGGGGCCAGCUUGAUGUUUUAAAUCUUCAGUCCAGUAUGAAAACUUAAAGGUUCAUUAAAUUUUUUAGCAUUUUAUUGAAAAUAUUUAAAAUCUGUUUUUACAGUUUUAUUGGUAAUCUGUGCCAUGAAAUUUGAAGACCACCAAAAAUCAAGGGAAAUUUUGUAUUCAGUUCCUUUUCUGGUGUAAUGUUAAGUUGUAUAGAUUAUUAAUGCAUGUCCACUGAAUAUAACCCUGGUUUUGUGAUACAACUGCUUAGAUUUUAUUGGUGAUAUUAGAUUAGUGGUUGCAUUAAAUAACUAAAUUCCCGUUGUGAUUAAUUGAAAUUUUGUCUUGAAGCAGAAAAUUAUUUGUGAAUAUAAGCUUUGUGCUUAGAGAAUGUGUUUCUGUCUGUCGGUAUGGGAGGAUGUAAACUCUUUGCAUCAUUAGUGAAUUCAUUAGAUGUGUAAUUCUUUGCAAAAUAUAAUAGGUAUUUGGUAGAGCAUUGAGUGGAGUGUGCGUGUGUGCGUGCGUGUGCACGUGUGCGUGCACGUGCGCGCACGUGUGUGUAUGUUUGGUGGGUGGGUACAGUUUACCAUCACUACCAACCAAGGUUUUGUAAAGUGUUCUCUAAGUAACUUCUGUACCCACCCUUUCAGUUGAAGAACAAAAGGCUCACCAAAUGCGGUAGGGCCUUUGGAUACAUUAUCAUUUUAAAAUUUAUUAUAGUAAAAUACACAUAACCAAAUUUACCAUUUGAACUAUUUUUAUGUGUACAAAUCAGUGGCAUUAAGUACAUUCACAGUGUUCUGUACAUCACUACUAUCUAGUUCACAACUUUAAAUUCAUCAUCCCAGACAGAAACUCUGGAUUCAUUAAACAGUAACUCCCCGCCCUCAUCCCCCAAGCCCUUGGUAACCUUUAUUCUUUCUCUCUUUGAAGUUGACUAUCUUAGGCACCUUUUAUAAGUGGAAUCAUAUAAUAUUUGUCCUUUGUGUCUGUCUGAUUUCAUUUAGCAUAAUGUUUUUAAGGUUCAUCCAUGCUGUAGGUUUAUGUCACAUUUUGUUUAACCAUUUAUCUUUGGGUGGACACAGAUUGAUGGACACUUUUUGCUGUUUGAAUAAUGCUACUAUGAACAUUUUUGUACAAGUAUCUGUUUGAGUCCCUGUUUUAAAUUCUUUUGAGUAUAUACCUAGAAGCAAGGUUGCUGGAAUAUACAGUAAUUCUAUGUUUAAUUUUUUGAGGAACCCCAAACCUUUUUCCCCAGGGGCUGCACCAUUUUAUAUUCCCACCAGCAAUGUACUAGGAUUCCAAUUUCUCCACAUUCUCACCAACACUUGUUAUUUUUGUUCUGUUUUGUUUUGUUGUUUUUAAUAGUUACCCUAAUGAGUGUAAAGUGUUAUUUCAUUGUGGUUUUGAAUUACAUUUCCCUAAUGGCUUGUGAUACUAACUAAACAUCUUUUAAUGUGUUUACUGGCUAUAUGUAUAUCUUCUGUGGAAAAAUGUCUAUUUAAGUCUUGCUCAUUUUUAAUUGGGUGGUGGUUUGUUGAGUUGUAGGAGUUUUCUAAUCUAUUAUCAGAUAUACGAUGUACAAAUACUUUGUUCCAUUUUGUGGGUUGCCUAUUUACUCUUGAUAGCUCCUUUGGUGCACAAAAUUUUAAUUUUGAUGAAGUCUAGUAUGGCUAUUUGUGUUGUCGUUGUUGCCUGUGCUUUUUGUGUCCUAUCCAAGAAAGCAUUACCAAAUCCAGUGUUAGGAAGAUCUUCCUAUAUGUUUCCUUCUAAGAGUUUUAGUUAUAGUUUUAGUUCUUACAUUUAGGUAUUUGAUCCAUUUUGAGUUUUGUGCAUGGUAAAAGGAAAGGAUUCAGCUUUGUUUGCUUUUGGAUAUCCAGUUUUCCCAGCACCAUUUGUUUGAAAAGACAUGCUCUUUCUCCAUUGCAUUGUCUUGGCAGUCUUAUGUGAACUUAAUUGACCAUGUAUGUGAGGGUUUAUUUCUGGGCUCUGUAUUCCAUUGAUCUAUAUAUAUAUGACUGUCCCUUUGCCAGUACCACAGUUUCGAUUACUGUAGCUUUGUUAUAAGUUUUACAUUAUAAUUUUAAAUUCUUUGAACCUUUGAAGAAGACCAUGUUUCCCUUGUACAUUUUAGGAAAUUGAGGUUCAGGAUUCUGAUUCGGAUAACUAAACAUGAAAUAAUUGAAAUGCUAGAUGAGAAAAGGUGUCUUUUUAAAAUCCCCUCACAUUUCUAUUUAGAAACACUUUUCUAAAAAUAGAAGCAUAUUUCUAAGAAAGGAAUAUUUGUGUGCAGUUGUUGUCACUAUAAAAAUUACUUCCUUGAGAAUGCUUCUGAAAGAGUAAGGACCGCUGAAAAUCUGUUCUUCCAUAAAAGUGAUGAGAACACUGUAAAAGUCAAAAUCAAGUUUUUCAAAACUCUAAAACUGAACUAAAGGCUUUCAAUAAUCUAAAUAUUUAUCAGUAAUAAAAACUAUAAUACAAGUUCCAUAGCAUUAUAGAUUGCCCUACCCCCUUCCCCCUAGUUCCUGGGUAGCCUUGAAAAGGAAUAGCCUUGAAAUUAUGGCAGCAGUGAAAAUCAGCAGCCUUGUAACCACUGGAAGGGGCUUAAAGCUCCCUAAAAAGCCCAUCCCAGAGAAUCAUCAUCACCAUUUGACUUGUCUGGUCCUUCACUGAAUAGCUCUAUUCCCAGAACUUGUCUUUACUUGAUCUGACUCUGCCCAUGUGUAUAGAGCCCUAUCUACAGCCUUUUUGUUAAAAACAGCUUCAGUUUUUAACGUAGCAGGGUUUUUUUGAGGCAAUGAUACCAAUUGGGACUAAAAAGAAGGUGGCCAAAAAAUAAAAGGAAAAGCUGAGGAAUGACAUGUCCGUGUAGGAUUUGAAAAGCGUCAGCAUAUUCCUGUGAAUAUCGAAGGCUACAUGCAUGUGCAAGGCUAUAUGUGUUCCCAAGGGGAAAAAAACAGGAAGUCACUAAUCGCACCUGUGGCACAAUGUGAGCCUCUGCAAGCAGGAAGUGAAGGCUAAGGUAGAGUUGAAAACAAAACAAAACAAAAAACUACAUGUUGUGGUGUUGAAGGCCUAUCCCAGCACAUUUACAGAGUACUUCAACAAGGCCGAGGGAAUUAUGUCAUUGUUUCAAGGCAUUUAAGCAUUAGCAUUAGCUGACCUCUAAGUUAAUGAAGUAGAAUAUAGUGGUCACACAUGGCAAAGAAUGCAGUGUCUUACUAGAAUUAGUCCAGGAAGGUCACUCAACAAACCACAAACACAGUAGACCUUUAGGACGUGAAAGGAUUCUGUUGUCCAGAGUUGCCUGUAUUGUUUUAAAUGUCUAGUUUCUUUUUUUUUUUUUUUUUUUAAAGAUUUUAUUUAUUUAUUUGACAGAGACACAGCGUGAGAGGGAACACAAGCAGGGGGAGUGGGAGAGGGAGAAGCAGGCUCCCCACAGAGCAGGGAGCCCGAUGCGGGACUCGAUCCCAGGACCCUGGGAUCAUGACCUGAGCCGAAGGCAGUCGCUUAACCAACUGAGCCACCCAGGCGCCCUAAAUGUCUAGUUUCAACAAAAAUUUACAAUACAUGUGAAGAAGCAGGGAAGUGUGAAGAUACCCACAUGUUGGACUUAACUAAACAAAGACUUUGUUAUCUUCUAAAAUUGUGUCCAAAGAACUAAAAGAAACCAUAUCUUAAAAACUAAAUAUGAGAACAAUUUUUCACCAAAUAGAGAAUAACAUUAAAGAGGUAGAAAUUAUGGUAAAAGAACCAUGUAGAACUGGAUUGAAACAGUACAGGGAAAUAAAUUCAUAAAAGAAAUCUUGGGAUGCCUGGCUGGCUUAACCAGUAAAGCAUGUGAUCUUGAUACCGGGUUUGUGAGUUUAAGCCCCACAUUGUGCAUAGAGCUUACUUAAAAAAAUUAAAAAUAGAGGGGCUAACAGAUUUGAACUGGUAGAAAUAUUCAACAAAUGUGAACACAGUUCAAUUGAGAGUAUCCUGUCAGAAAAAGAAAUGAAGGAAAAAGUGCUACAGAGACCUGUGGGACACCAUCAAGUGUAUUAACUUGCAUAAUGGGAGUCCCAGAGGAGAGGAAGAAAAGGGGCUCAAAGAGUAUUUUAAGAAGUAAUUGCUAAAAAAUUUCAAAAUUUGAUGAAAAACAUGAACCUGCACAUCCAAGAAGCUCAACAAAUGCUAAAUAAAUAAGACUCUUGGAAGCAGCAAGAGGAAAGUAAUUCAUCACAUACAAGGGAUUUUUAAUACGAUUAAUAGCUUCCUUAUGUGAAGUCACAGAGGCUAGAAGGUAGUGAAUGACAGACAUUUAGAGUCAUGAAAGACAAAGUCAACUAAGGGGGUGCCUGGGUGGCUCAGUCGGUUAAGCAUCUGCCUUCGCUCCGUUCAUGAUCCCAGAGUUCUGGGAUCGAGCCCGAGGUCAGGCUCCCCACUCAGCAGGGAGUCUGCUUCUCUCUCUCCCUCUGCCCCUUCCUCUGCUCCUUCUCUCUCUCAAAUAAUAAUAAAAAAUCAAGAAUAUCUAUAUGCAGCACAAUUAUCCUUUGGAAAUGAAAGAAAUUGAGAUAUUCCCACAUGAAAACAACAAAUUUGUCUUAAGCAUACCUGCUCUUUAAGAAGUACUAAAGGGAGUCACUUAGACAAAAGUGAAAGGACAUUAGAUAGUAACAUGAAUCCACACAAGUAAGUAGAACUGGUAAAGUUAACUACGUAAUUAAAUAAAAAGGAAGGUAUAAAUGUAUUAGCUUGGGUUGCUAUAACAAAAUACCAUGGUUUGGAUGGCUUAAACAUCAGACUUUGUCAUAGUUCUGAAGGCUAGGAAGUCCAAGAACAAGGUGUGGAUAGGUUAGGUUGGUUCCAGGAGGUGAGGGCCCUCUACCUGGCUUGCAGACAGAUGCCUUCUCACUGUUUCCUCACAUGGUAGAGGGAGGAAGAGAGAUCUGGUUUCUUCCUGUUCUUACAAGGACACUAAUUCCAUCAUGGAGGCCCACCUUUAUGAUUCCAUCUAAAACAAAUUACCUUCCGUAGGCCCAACUUCCAAAUACUACCACAUUAGGGUUGGGGCUCACAGGGAUUCAGACGUUCAAUUGUAACUGCUUGUUUACAUCUCUGAUUUAGAAAGAAAACUGUAUAAAGUAAUAAAUGUAGAACUGUUGAAUGCCUUAUGUAUAAAGCUGUAAUUUGUAUGGCAUAAAACAUCAAGGAGGGAAUGGGGCAAUAUCGGAGCAAAGGUUUUCUAGACUAUUGAAAUUAAGCUGGUAUUAAUCUGAACUAGAAUAUUUCAAAUUAAGAUGUCAUCCCUGACACAACCACUAAGAAAAUAAAUCCCCCCAAAAUAAUAGUAAAAGAAACAAAAUGGCAUAAAAGAAAGUAACAUUUAACACAAAAGAAGGCUGUAGUGGAAGAAUAGAGAAAUAAGACAACAACAAACUCUCAGAUUGUAGGUCUUGUUACCCUUAACUAUGUUAGAUGUGAAUAGACUGCCAUUAAAAGGCAGAUAUGGCAGAUUAAAAACACGCAUACUUUAGUUUCAGAGAACCAAAUUGGUUGAAAGUAAAAGGAUAGAACAUAAAACAGUAACCAAAAGAACCAGAGUAGCUAUACUAAUAUCAGACAAAAUACACUUUCAGACAAAAAUUGUUGGAGACAGAUUAUGUUUUAUAAUGAUCAAAGAGUUCAGGAAAAUGUAAUAAUUAUAAACAUGUAUUCAAACAAUAGGACCUUAAGAUACAUUGAUGAGGCAAAACCUGGCAUAAUUGAAGGGAGAAAUCAACAAUGAUAGUUGAAGAUGUUAAUACCUCUUGUCAUAAGGGACAGUUCAACUGGGCAGAAUAUCAGCAAGGAAAUAGAAGACUUUUGAACAACACACAGUAAAACCAAGUAGACCUAACAUACCUGUAGCAAACUUUACACAACAGUAGCAGAACACAUGGAAUGAUCUCCAGGGUGGGCAGGUUUACAUCAAACAAGCCUUGGUAAACUUCAAAAAAUACACAUGCAGACAUACACAAACAGCAGCAUACAGACUCUGGGUAUAAUGGAGUGAAUUUAGAAAUCAAUAGAAGGAAAUUUGGUUAACUCACAAAUGAAAUUAAACAAUAAACCUAGAAAAAUAAUGUCAGAAAAAGUAAACUAGAAAAUACUUCAAAGUGAAUGAAAAUGACGCGACAUUCUGGAAUUUACAGAAUGAAGCUAAAGCAGUGCUUAGAUGGAAAUUUAUAGCUGUGGAUAUGUAUAUGAACAGAAGAUCUCAACAUAACCUUCUACCUUAAGACACCAUGAAGAGCAAACCACAAAGCAAACAAGGACUUAAAAAAAAAAAAAAAAGGUGAAAUGGGUAAUAGGAAAGCAAUAGAGAAAAUAAAACUAAAAGCUGGUUCUUUGAAAACAAUAAAAUUGACAAACUUUUAGACUGAUCAAAAAACCAAAUACUAAAAUCAUGAAUGAGGAGUAAUUACUAUCAACAUUAUAGGAAACAUGAUUAUAAGGGAAUAAUAUGAACAUCUAUAUGCCAACAAAUUAGAUAAUCUUGAUCAAAUGGACAAAAUCCUAGAAAGACACAAACUCUGAAACUGGCUCAAGAACAAGUUGAAAAUCUGAAUAGACCUAAAAUAAGAGAUUGAAUUAGUAAUAAGACUUGCCACAAAGAAAAAUGCUCAAGCCCAAAUAUUAUACUGGUGAAUUCUACCAAAUGUUUACAGAAAAAUUAAAAACCUUCCCUUCAUAAGUUCUUCCAAGAAAUAAUUGAGGCUUAUUUUAUGAGGCUAGUAUUACUCUGGUACCAAAACCAGACAAAAGCAUCACAAGAAAACUACAGAUCAUUAUCUCUUGUGAAUACAGAGAUUCUGUAUUCUGUAUUUUUACAUCUGAAAACAGAAACCCCACUAACAUGCCAAAUCCAAUAACAUAAAAGUUAAUGUAGGACUUCUUCCAGGAAUAUGGAGUAGUGUUCUCCCCGAAUAGGCUACAGAAAGUAGUCACUGCCAGGGGUUAGGGAAGGAGUGAAUGGGGAGUGACUGGUUGCUAAUGGGUAUGGGGUUUCUUUUUGGGGUAAUGAAAAUUAGUAAUUCUAAAAUGAGUGGUGGUACUUCCACAACUCUAUAUAUUCUAAAAUCUCAGAAACCAUUCCUUAAUUCUUUAAAAGGGUGCAUUUUAUGGUAGGUGCCCUCUCCCUCAAUGAGGUUAUUUUUUAAAAUGUAGAAGACAAAUGGGUGUUCUGUUAAACUUUGUCAUUUAGCAUACUCUGGUCUAACCAUCCUAGACUUUUGGGCCCAAUAAGUAUUAGUGUCUAAAGUUGCUUCCAGCUUAAACAUUUAAUGAUGCAUUCUAAUGCUUAUAAAUAGAUGUCUUUUUAUCACAGAUGAUUUAUUUGGUGUAAAACUAUGACCUUUUUGAAUAUGGCUAUACAUUUCCUUCCUAUUAAAUUCUCCCCAAGUUGCUGUACUUUUGGAAAUUUAAAGCUAGAAAUCACAAAUUUCCUUUUCUAAUUAUAAUUAGGAGUUGACUUCAGAAGUAAAUUAGUUGUAUAGCUAAACUAUGGUUAUUUUAGCAGAUUGUAAUUGGAGAGUUCUUUUCAGUGUUAAGUUACACUAAAUUUUGAACCCCUCAAAAUCUUAAGUGAUUUUUUUUUUCAUUAUAUAUAUAACAUUCACUACCUAUUUCCACUUUAGAUGACUGUAUUAGUUUGCUAGAGCUGCCGUAACAAGUACCACAUAACAACAGAAAUUUAUUUUCUUACAGUUCUGGAGGCUGGAAAUCCAAGAUCAAAGGUGGUGGUGUUUCUUUAGAAGCCUCUGUCCUUGGCUUGUAGAUGGCAUUUUCUCCCUUUGUGUUCACAUGUUGUUCCCCUGAGCAUGUGUGUGUCUGAGAACACCAGUCCUAUCAGAUCAGGGCCCAACCUCAGUGACCUCAUUUAAUUACCUCUUUAAAUACCCUACUUCCAAAUACAGCCACAUUCUGAGGUACUCAGGGUAGGACUCAAACAUGAGUUUUGGGGGAACAAAAAUACCUAUUACGGGCCUAGACACAAUUUAGGCAAUUCCCAAGGUAAAGAUGAAAGUAUACUACUCUGUUACACUAAAUUAAUCUCUUAGCAAAAAAUAAGAUGGCUAAAUUUUCUUUGGUGACCAGUAAUAAAAAUACACUGAAGGAGGUACUGUUCAGUUGGCAAAAGAUAUUUGCUAAAAAUGUAUUCUUUCUCUUUAGACUGUGGAUUAAAAUGUAAACUGCCCAGUUUAAACCAAACCCCAUUAAGAUGAUGCCAAAGGAAUAAUUUUGUUUUUUUAAUGAAUAAAUUUGACAGGUCAAAGGCAAGGAUUGUUGAGAUAGAUAAUAGAUGUUAGUUGUCAACACCUUGGGAAGUUAGGUGUUUUCACACAGAUGAUGAACAGUCGAUGGUAACUGAUUUAAGCUGGAUGAAACAAGAUCAAAAACAAACAUCACAAAAGGCUUAACAACUGGAGACUUUGACUUACUGGAAAGACAAGUGUGUAAAAUGGCUGUGAAAAUGAGAUAGGUUAAUGGUGUGUCUGAGGAGUAUUUGGACCCACAGAAACAUUCCCUUACCACCAGAUCACUAUCCACUGAUCCAGCAGGAGAGGGGCAAUAAGUUUUCUACAGAAAAUGAACCAGAGCUGUGUGAGACUUGGGAUACCAGGCAUAGUAGAGGGGGCCCCAUAAUUAUGGUGAGAUGACUGGUCCCUUUCAACAUAAAGUCCCCAGAAUGCUGGUGGUGUAGUUUGCGAUGAUUUUGCUAUCAAAAACUAUGUUCUGGGAAAUUCUUGGUGGUAGAAAAUGGAAAUGAAGCUGGAAGUGCUUUCUGCAUCUGCACAGAUAAUUAUCGAGUAUAAAGUAUACUGGUUUAAAGGGUUUCAGAUAGAAAAUGUACAGUAGACCAGUGGUUAACCAUAAUUUUGUAAUCUGUACCAGAAUUUCCUAUGGGACUGCCUUUGGUCAAAUUUACAAUUAAACUUCUUUUUAAAAGAUUUUACUUAUUUAUUAGAGCAGGGGCAGAGGGAGAAGGAGAAGCAGACUCCCUGCUGAGCAGAGAGCCUGAUGUGGGGCUCGAUCCCAGGACACUGGGAUCAUGACCUGAGCUGAAGGCAGCCGCUUAACCGACUGAGCCACCCAGGCGCCCUAAACUUUUAUGUACGUAUUUCCUUUACUAAAGACAGAUCACCAAGUGGCUAAAAGCAAGGGCACUGAGGUGAGCCUGAUAUUGGAUCCUGGCUCUUUCACUUGCCAGUUUUAGAAUGGCAUUGGAUAAAUUGAUCUUGCUUAGCCUUGCUAUAAAUUAUAGGAUAUAAUCUAUGUGAAAACAACACUGUGUCGUUCUAAGUUUCAUACAAAUAAUAAGUUAUUGCAAUUAAUAUGCCACUACCUAGGAAGUGUUAUAACUUGGCAAAUUUUAUUCUCUGGCCUACAUGAUCUAAAAUUCUCAUCCCAUUUCAAUCGCAUAAAGUAGGUUGAAGAGGUUUGCAGUUUGGGGAUUUCAAAUAUACGUUUACUCGCAUUUUAAAGUUAACGGUUUUGUCUCUUCAGAGCUGGUAAAGGAUCUUUGGGCUAGAAGAGGGGUUCUUUUCUGGGUGGGGGAAAGGGUGGCAGCAAAGAAAGGGCUCAUAUGGCUGUGGAUGACAAGGCCUUAUAGAUAAAUGUAUAAAUGUAGACACUUUUUUUUUUUUUAAAGAUGUUCAGCCUUUGUAACCUCUUGUGGGCUUUGUGAAUUCCCUAAUGAGGGAAAGUCAGUCUGUGUGGAGACUAAAAUUGUGAGGUGUUCACUUUUCAACCUCCCCUGUAGCUUUAAGGCUGAGAUACUGGAAACAGUUUGCUCUUGUGAAUUGGCUGAAUUUGCUAUGUUGCUGUGUCUUUCAAGCAAGAGUAGAGAUGCUGGUCAGGAAACAGGAGCAUUCUUUCUUUUCUUUUUUAAGAUUUUAUUUGAGAGAGAGCGAGCACAAGCAGGGUGAACAGCAGAGGGAGAGGGAGAAGCAGGGAACCCAAUGUGGGGCUCCAUCUCAGGACCCCGGGAUCAUGACCUGAGCCGAAGGCAGACGCUUAACUGGCUGAGCCACCCAGGUGCCCCAAACAGGAGUACUUUGAAAAUUGGAAUAAGAAUUUUGGAAAGGUUUAGAUGAAUGACUGUCCUAAAUCUUAAACUCCACUGAGCCUCACUUAAAAUGGAAGAAAGCCCUUGGAUGUCUGCUGCUUUGGCAGAUGACCUCUAACUUCACUAAUUUAUGGAGUUCCCUUGGAAAAAGCACCCAUCUGCUGUAUCCUUACAGUCCUUUACUGCCUGCAGGAUAUAAUUAGAGUCAGAUCCCAGCAUGUCCUUGGGAACAAGUACAGAGUGUGACCUGAAAAAAAUGCUGUUUUGUUCAAAUAUAUUAAUGAUAUUUGGAGUAUACCUGUGUAAAUAGGUUAUGUUGGAUCUUGUAGGAACGUAAUUUUAAAUUGGGUUAAAUUAUUGAUAUGAAUACACUUGUACCAGAAAUUUUGGCUGAAUUUGUCAGCUUGAACAGCAGGAUGUCACUCUGUUUACUUGGUUGAAAGAAAAACUCAGCACUGGCUCAUCUAAAUUGAAGGUAAGAUGCUAGAAAUUCUUUGAUACAAUGUAGAGAAAGGAAAUCAAAGACUUAGAGGAAUGUUGGAGAGGAUGUAUUAUUAGGUGAUCUGCUCACCCACAGUCUCACUAUAGAUCUUAUGAGAGCCUGGUCAACUGUUUACAUAGGCAUUGGGAAAUACGGUGGUGAGCAGAGCAUCCUUGAAAAGCUUUAUAGGAUGUCGAUUGGCCAGGGAUGCUGUGGAAGAUGCUUCUGUUGCAAUGGCUCUCCUUAUUCAGUGGGCAUUGCCCAGGCAGCACUGUGUCAGAAACCUAGUUCCCUUAGCUGCUAGACCAGAAAGGUGGACAUAAUUUUAGUUACUGUAAUAGGCAGUAAGACUGACAGGAUGAUCAGUAUAGUCCGACAGGGAGUUUUUUGGCCUUGGCUAAUUGAUUAUGUGAAUCAAAGGGCCAGUGAUCCUAUUUGAUUUAUAUAACUGAAAACUACAGGUCUAACCUGAGCCACUAUGUUUUUAAAUUAUUUUAAAAAAAUAUUUAAAUUCAAUUAAAAUAUAAUGUAUUACUAGUUUCAGAGGUAGAGGUCAGUGAUUCAUCAGUCUUUUGUAAUACCCAGUGGUGAUUACAUCACGUGCCCUCCUUAAUGUCAUCACCCAGUUACCCCAUCCCCCCCACCUCCCCCUCCAGCAACCCUCAGUUUGUUUCCUAUGAUUAAGAGUCUCUUAAGGUUUAUCUCCCUGAUUUUGUCUUGUUUUAUUUUUUCCUCUUUCCCUAUGAUGCUGUUUUGUUUAAGUUUCACAUGAGAUCAUAUGAUCAUUGUCUUUCUCUGAUUGACUUAUUUUGCUUAGCAUAAUACCCUCUACUUCCAUCCAUGUCAUUGCAAAUGGCAAGAUUCAUUUUUUUUGAUGGCUGAGUAGUAGUCCAUUGUGUGUGUGUGUGUAUACACUUCCAUUGUGUGUGUGUAUAUAUACACAUACACACACAUCCCACAUCUUUUUUUUUUUUUUUUUUAAGAUUUGUCAGAGAGUGGGAGAGAGAGCAAGCACAAGCAGGGGGAGCGGCAGGCAGAGGGAGAAGCAGGCUCCCCGUGUAGCAAGGAGCCUGAUGCUGGACUUAAUCACAGGAUGCUGGGAUCAUGACCUGAGCCGAAGCCAGACGCUUAACUGACUGAGCCACCCAGGCGUCCCCAUACCACAUCAUCUUUAUCCAUUUAUCUGUCGAUGGACAUCUGGAGCCAUUAUAUUAGUCAUGAUCCCUUAGCAAUUCCCAGGCCUGAUUUAAUUCAUAUUCCCAGAGCACUUUGGUAAAGGACCCUGCCAUAACAUCACAAAGAUGUAAUAUGUAUCUUCCUCUUAGCCUUCUCCAAAGUAACUUGUGGCCAUUUACCAGAACAAUAAUGCACUGAGGAAAGAGAUUCCUAGGCCUUUGGGAUUACUAAACUGGUCUCCACUUCUGCUUUCUGGAAACCAGAACAUCAUCAUACAUUUAUUCAGAGUGGAGUCUGACUGAACUCAAGUGAUAAAUGGAGUUUUAAUGCAAUUCCACCACAUUGGCUCCCAAACCCAUUUCUUCUUUCCUUCUCCUACUAUAUCCCAAGUGUAUGGUUAGAGUAGUAAUGUAAGCAACUAGCAACACACUGGUUUCCUGAUGGUAGAGUAAAAACUGGUUUCUUGUGUUAAUCAAAUUUUAAUGGAGGGAUACAUUCAUGUUACUUUACAAUGCAGUCAACAUUUGUGUGUCCCAAACUAAUACAGUUGUUAUGGAAAGGAACAAGGUGCUAAUGUGGCAUUAUUUGGAAUUCUAAAAUUAUUUCCUCUGUAGGUUGAUACGUUACCUCAACAGAGUUCUUAACUACUUCCCACCAUACCUUCUUUGGAAAAUUUGCCUGUGUAUGUGAAAUUAAUACAUGUAUUUUAAAUAACAGUAAUUAAUACAUUUUGAUAUCAAAUUAGGCUCCUGGCACAAAACCCAACUUUAUCACUGAUCAAAAUGUUAUGCUGAUAAGCAUUUAGCAAACUUUGAGACUGAUAUUCAAUUUAACAAUAUGUAUUAAAUCAGAUGGUCCAUGUGGUUUGAAUUCUGGAUUUAUAGUAAUUUUUAACUAUAUAAACCAAAGUAACUAGUAACUUUUCUUUUUGUGCUCAUUUGUGAGUAAUAAUUUGAAUUGGCAGGAAUUAGUUUUUUUAUGGUCAUUCUAGAAACUAACUUGCGCUUCACCUAUUCCUUUAAUAAAACAUGAUUCUGUUAAUGGGAGAAAAGAAGAAAUAUCCUGCUAGAACUAUGCUGUAAUAACAGUUUUUUUUUUAAUUUCUGCUAAUAUACUAUGUUAACCUCUCUCCCUGGAUUUUUUUUUAAGAUUUUAUUUAUUUAUUUGAGAGAGAAUGAGAGAGAGCACAUGAGAGGGGGGAGGGUCAGUGGGAGAAGCAGACUACCUGCCGAGCAGGGAGCCCGAGGCGGGACUCGAGCCAGGGACUCCAGGAUCAUGACCUGAGCUGAAGGCAGUCGCCCAACCAACUGAGCCACCCAGGCGCCCCACUCCCUGGAUUUUUGUGUAUGUCAUGGGUGUGUUUUUGUUUUUAAGAUUUUAUUUAUCUGAAAGAGUGAGCAAGCAUGAGCAGGACAGCAGGCAGAGGGAGAGGGAGAAGCAGGUUCCCAGCUGAGCAGGGAGCCUGAUGUGGGGCUCGGCCCCAGGACCCUGGGAUCACGACCUGAGCCAAAGGCAGAUGCUUAACCGACUGAGCCAUCCAGGCGUCCUUGCUUUUUUUCUUAUAUAGUUUAUUAAGACCUUUCAGUUCUAACUCCCUCUUCCAUCCCCCCAGCCAAUAAUACUUGUAAAAAGUUACUUCCUCUAAGAAAUACUUAAGGGUAAAUAGGGAUUAAGUCCUUGAGAAAAAUCUAAACUCUAUACCAAGUCCUUUUAUCCAAACUCUUACAUUCAAAUGAAGCAAGAACAAUAUUUAUUAAAUGGAGUUUCUACUAAUUUUCAUAGUCAUGUUAGCCUGGGCUACUUAUACAAAAAAAAAAAUGAGCACAUACACACACCGAAAACAAAACAAAUCUAUCCCUCCCCACCCCCACCCCCAAAAA
Mirounga angustirostris (Northern elephant seal) is the source of this 16636-nucleotide messenger RNA. RefSeq names its product ring finger protein 2 (gene RNF2). The coding region runs from base 591 to 1601 and encodes 336 amino acids. The transcript has 9 exons. Gene Ontology annotation, cellular component: PcG protein complex; ubiquitin ligase complex. The record is from RefSeq and is a predicted model, not a curated record. Gene Ontology annotation, molecular function: ubiquitin protein ligase activity; chromatin binding. NCBI's taxonomy places the organism in Eukaryota, Metazoa, Chordata, Mammalia, Carnivora, Phocidae.